AUGAGUUCUACAUAUGAAUCGGCUUCUGCACCCGCUCAGACCGGCUUACCGCCUAUACGGCGUGUUAUAACUACACACGACAACGAUGGCAACGCCGUCAUCAGCGAAGAGAUACCCCAGACACUCCAGGGAGUCGAGGUUCCCGGCACGGUCAUCUACCUAGGCUACGCUCUGAACCAAUCUCCAGAUGUACUGAACAAUGACCAGGAUCUGAAAGAGUACGAGGAUCGACUUCCACACGACGUGGGCAUUAGCAUUCCUCGCGGAACUGUGCUCCGUGUCAGUGAUUUCUUACCCGGACAGUCACACAGUUGA
This is a messenger RNA of Trichoderma aggressivum f. europaeum, 315 nucleotides long. RefSeq lists its product as uncharacterized. The record is from RefSeq and is a predicted model, not a curated record. Bases 1 to 315 code for a protein of 104 amino acids. The transcript has a single exon. NCBI's taxonomy places the organism in Eukaryota, Fungi, Ascomycota, Sordariomycetes, Hypocreales, Hypocreaceae.